CGGUUGGAAUUAGAGUUAGAGUAUUUCAGAUUUGUUGGAUGACUCUAUUGGAGCUCUGGCAUUGCUAUCAUAGACCAGAAGCAUCACAAACUCCGGCAACCCCACUUGAUUCCCACCCUAGCAGUACGCCGGGCUUAAAUCGUUAUUUCCGCUGCGAACCGUUUGCUAGUGGCGCCCCUCGUUUAUUCUGAUGCUGGGAAGUAAUCGUUUCCGGCAUCGUCUCCUACAGUCACGACAUUCGCGAUUGAACGCUUCAGUGGUAAGCCCCUCCCCACCAUCGUGAGAGAUAUCCCUGCUCUAAUUUAGGCAACGUUUGCGUCCAAUCAAUCCAACUUUCAAUGAUCAUCACAGCUAGGUGUGACGGAAGUACGCUGAAACUGGUCACAUCCGGUGGUAGGGUGACACAAUAAACUUAAUGCGCUGAUAUUAAAUAGUCAAUCAAGCUAGGCGUUAAAUUAACCAAAAAAUGGAUGACCUUGAUUGUACCGUAUCACUAUUAUUCCGAGCUCCCCCAAUGCUACUCGGUAUAUGUUAUGAAGCGCACGCUGAUAAAUACCCUUUCGUUGCUACAAAACGACAGCUUUGUCUAUGUAAUGCACGCCUCCGUAUUUAUGUGCCGGAAUUGUAAGUGGGUUUGUUUUUUUUUUUCUUCAGAAGAAAUACAUCUCGCAUUUCUGCAUCCCGGAACGGAUUGCAGUUUGUUUUGUUUUGGUUUUUGCAUCUCUCCGUCCACUAAACAUCUCCUCUCUUUGUUUCGAUCGUGAACCGCAUGGCACAGACGGGGAUGCAACUCGGCUUCAACAUGCUGGCCUGUAGUCUGGGCGGGAGUUAACAAACGCACUGGUACGAUAGUGCAGCCACAUUUCCUAAUCAGCCGUCGAAGGGACUGGUGCUCUAGUGUUUGGGAAGCGGCGGUUGAACAUUGGAGUUAAAGUGAUUUUGUUCAACAACAAAACAAAGCUGUACUUCUAGCCUGAGGUAGCUUUGCAGGCAGUGAACAUGUGUCUACUGUUUUUAAUACUGCUGAUGGUUGUGUACUAUUCUGUGUCCGGUAAUUUGGAGGAUUUGCACACGGUGCCGCAAACCAUCACCGUGCGAAAGCGUGCGAAACCAAACCAAGAGAAAAAAUCCCGUUUUUAAGCGCCCUUGUAAUGAAGGACACCACUGUAUCGCCGCCUGCAUCGGUCAGCAAUACACACUUCCACCAGUACCAUCAUCCAUAGCCACCCUUUAGCGUACGGCUCUGGAUGGAGCAGAGGAUGAAACACUUUACCAGUCGUUGCUUGGGUUGCUUCACCUGGCAGGAGCGGCAGGACCCCGGCUCGGCCCCGAACGAGCCCGUUUACAUUCCACUGCUCGUCCCACUGCCGCUACACACCCUGCAGCGCGUCCAGCUGCCGGCCGGACCCCCGGACGACGGCCAGUCCGCCAGCGAUCGGAAGCGCUGGUGGACGUUCAGCCAGUUUGUGACGCACGAGCAGAACUAUCUGGACGCGCUGCACAAACUGCAAUACGAACUGUACAACCCGCUGCUGGUGGACGAUGCCAUCGUCGAUCGGAACGUUUCGUACGCCAUCUUCGGCACCCAUCGGCAGAUCUGCCGGCUGCACCAGUUUCUGCAGCCGCUGUUGGAGCGAUGCGUGCACCAGUGGGACGAGCGGAAUCGCUCGAUUGGCUGGCUGGUGUGGGCAAUCGUUGGCCAGCCGGCCCUGCUGCCCCUUUAUCGAUCCUUCGCCAACGGCUACCCGGACGCGGUCGGACGCUUCGCGCACGAAAUGACGCGCAACUUCCUCUUCUCCUGGUUUGUCACCGGCCGGCUGCGCGGGCUGGGCGAGCGGCUCAGCUUCAGCGAUUACUUCAUCGCGCCGGUGCAGCGGCUGCCCCAGCUCGUGCUGGAACUGCGCGAGCUGUGCGAGGCCACGCCCGCGUCCGACCCGGACCGGGCGGUUCUGGAGCGGUGCGUCCAGCGGGCGGUCUACCUUGCCGAGCAGCUGAACGUGGCGCGCGAACGGGCCGACCUGAUUCAGCGGGUGGCGGCUGGCGAUGGGCGCAGGUGCCAGUUCCUGCACAGCGAGCUGCUGGAGGAGACUGACGUCGAUGGCCGGCCUUCCUUCACCCGGUGGCGGCUGGUCGUGCUGCUCAGCGAUCGGUUAGUGGGUGUCGAUCCGGCGCAAGGCGAUUUGGAGUGGGCAAUACCGCUGCAGGAGCUGCAGGUGGACAGUCGACCGACGGACGGGUCCGUUUGCUCGCACGACACUUUCGGGUAUGUACGCGACUUCCAAACCGUAACGCAGAUGCGGGAGCUGGUGUGCACGUUCUACCAUCAGCAGCCGACGCUCGGCGAGGGAGUUCUUGCCGAGAUACUGGAUACGAUCUGGUCCGUCGUGCUGCCGGCCAAGCAAACGGACCGGGAAGCGACCUCACUGCAGGUGCGAGGAGCGUCCGGCAAACGGCACAACCUGAAGACGGGCGAUGCCGCCAGGAAACAGGAAUGGCUCGACUGGAUACGGCUGGCCCGGCUGGCACUUCAUCCCAUCAACGCCCCUGCCUGGUGGGCCGGCGCCGCACACCUCCCGCAGGAGGCACCGCUCGAGCGACCCCUCCUUGUGCGCACGUUCCGGGCCGGCGACGGUCGCGGUGUCUGGAGCGUAUCGGGCGGCUGCUGUUACGUGCCGCGCACCGACUCGCCCGCCUACACGAACGAGCUGUACCGCGCGUGGUCCACCGGGAAGCACAUCCUGUGGAUCGGCAGCAGCCGAGCGGCUGACGGGGUCGGAGAUGGCAGCAGCCGCAUCUCGCUGUACACGCACGACCGCACGACGCACGCGGUGGACGAGCGGGCGUGCUUCACGCUGCCGCACGCGCAGGUCACCUGCCUCGAGCACGUGCCCGCCGGCUCGGUGGGCGACGUGCCGCCCGAUACGGUGUGGAUCGGCACGCGCCGCAAGCUGCUCAUCUACUCGGCCACGCUGCCGCUGGUGGGCGCCCGGUUGGGCCAGCUGCGCGUCAAGGGCACGCCCAACCGGCUGCUGUACAGUGCGCGCCGGCUGCUGCUCGGUACCGGCACCGGGCGGCUCCUGAUCUUCUCCAUCCGGCCGGACGGCGUUUGGGACCUGCGCACACCGCAACAGCUUUGCCUGCACGGUGGCUCGGUCGAGGCGAUGGUUCCACAUCGAUCGCUCGUCUAUCUGGCGGCCGGUACGCGGCUGCACGUGUUCGACAGCGUCGCUGGGCUGGUGGUGCAAUCGGUCCGCUCGCCCGCCACGACUCCGGCCGACCGGCAAGCGAUCGUGCUGCUCCGGUGCACCAUCCACGGCCUGUGGAUUGUGCGGCAUCGGUCGAGCGCGAUCUCGCUGUACCAUGCGCGCUGCUUCAAGCAUCUUCUGGACGUGGACGUGCGGGAGCUUGCCGGGCCGGUUCUUGCCAACUUCCAGCUGUCGGUCACAUCGCUCGCGAUUGCGGACGAUCGGCUGCUGUGGAUGGGCACGAACGCCGGUGUGGUGCUGUCGAUGCAACUGCCCGCCCAUGCCAGCGUGCCCAUCAGACCCGACCUGCACGGAGUAGCCCGCCAUGGACAUCUGCGCGAUGUGAGCCUGAUCCUGCCGAUGCCCUCGCUACGGAUGCGGUCAGCCGAACGGGUUGACACGGUCCUGGAUCCCGCACUGAUAGACCUCCUGUAUGGGGGCACCAGAAACGGCGCUCGCGACUUCGUCGUGCGCAGUGUGGGCGUUCAGGUCGAGCAGAUUGGCUACAUUGACACAGGCAGCGAAGGGAGUCGUUGCGAUCAAAGCCCAGCCUCGGGGGAAGAGGAGGAGUCGUGGAGUCGGGAAGAGCGCGAAGCGACCUGGGCUCCCAACUCCACGCUGAUCGUUACUGGCGGGCAAGGAUACGGGCGAUGGUACCCCAAGACGACGGAUACGUCAGGCCUCGGCGCGUCUACUGACUGGAGGAGAGAACCGAUCGAUGAGCAAGAGAAUCUAAUUCUGUGGGAGAUGCGACUGACUUAAGGGGCGCAUUCCAAUGUUGAGCGCAUGCUCGCUGUUGCUUGAUGUCACUGUAGGCUUUAAUCCUUUUCACUGACUAACUCAUCCAACUCCAUAGCUGUGAUUAGGCACAACUGCUACUAAGCCUGUGUGCCAUUUUCAUAUCCCCAACUGCUGAAUGUCUAAUGAUGGGAACAGAUGACGAUUUCUGGAAUUGAUUCCGGAUAGCAUGUUCGGAAUCAGCGUCUGGAAUUGGUUGCGGAAUCGGCUUCAAAAUCAGAUCCGGAAUCGGAGUCGAUUUCGGCAUCUCCAUGAGUGUAGGCGUUUGGGUCCUAUGCUGCUACGAUUGUAUUGAUAGCCGCAAAGAAGCCAAAUUUGCUCGUAAACGAUCCAUUCUGAUGGAGAUUCCGAAACUGAUAUUACUUCUGAAACAUCUGAAUUCAAUUCCAGAACUGAAUUCUGAAUCUGAUUCCUGAGUUAAUUCUGAUGCCAGAAUCGGAGUCGACUCCGGAAUCAGCUACGGAAUAAUGCCCGAAAUCAGCUUCGCAAUUAACCCCGGAAUAGGCUCCGGAAUCGAUUCCAGAAUUGGAAUCGGCUCGGGAAUUGAUUCCGUACGCGGAGUUCCGAUAGUGACCUCCCACCAUUAGUCGGAAUGAGUAGUGGCAAGAUCUCCAAUGGUUGGCUAGAUAGUAGUAAAUACAUGUUUAACAUAGAGCAUAUAUAAUUCAGAAUGCUUAAUAUGAUGCACUAUUUGUACGACAAACUUCAGUAACUUGGCAUAUCGCAAUAAGGGUCUACUUGUAGAAGCCUACGUUGUACCUAAUAACAAGAUGUAACACACUACUAAUGUCUAUGCAAUGCCAUUUCUAUACUCCACUGGUAAUGAUUGAUGUGACUAAUAAAACCAUCCAUGUAGUGUUAGCGGAUCUAACACCUGUUUGUAGAGUUGAUAACACUACCACGAUCUAACCUUCAGGAAAGCGACGAACCCGAUUGGAUUUAAAUAAUGUUUUUGGCAAGUUUUCUUCUUUGCAGAGCCCGAGGACGCGCAGGAAGAAUUUGGUGAUGGAAAUAAUCCCCCCAGUUGGAAGUCUUUCAUCUCCAGCAGUUCCUUUCUGUGUCUGUGUGUGUGAUUGCGUCUGUGUGUCUGUGUGUGUGCUCGUGUUUUUUAGAAGUUGCUUUCCCCGUCGGGGCGUGUAAACUGCGACAGCAAACUUUUUUCUUUACCAGAGUUCACACCGUAAUCACCUGUUCCUUUUUCCAUCUCGACAGGGCGUAUUCAUCUUCAACAUCGUGCAGUGGACACCGAUCAAGUACCUCGGCUACUCGUACCCGCUGUGGGCCCACGCGUUCGGCUGGUUCACCGCCCUGUCGUCCAUGCUGUGCAUCCCGGGCUACAUGAUCUGGCUGUGGAGAAACACCCCCGGCGAUCGCGCUAACAAAAUUCGACUGAUCGUUCGAAUCGAGGACAGCGUGAGCCAGCUGCGGGAGAGAAUGCAGGCCGACGCCGAGAAGGGCAUGGAGCUGUAAAGAUGCAAUCCCCUCCUCCCCUACUUCCCACACCCCUCCCCAACGCAGGCCAUCGCUGGACAAACGGGGCUACCCUACUGCUAAAGCGACGAACAAAUGCUAAUUAUAAUAAUCAUGCAGCACUCUCACUAUCACAGCACCCCCAAACAGUAUGGUCACAUUAAAAUCCCUUUACCAAAGUAAACCCAUUUAGUAGUAACGUUAAGUUGCGCAUUGCGCCCUAUUCCCUAGUGCUUCUGAGACCCUUGUGCGUUGGAGUUGGGGCACAACUACCACUACCGCCUACCGCAAGAUUCAAGACAGCAACACUAACUAGUAUGAAGUAAAACCAGAGAGCGAGAGAAAAGAAUUGACAAACCUGUCGCAUUCUCUCUCUGUCUUUUGUGCACUAAGGUUAGGGUUAGUGAAGGUCGUUAAUAUAUUGUAGUACAGUUGGCUCCGCACGCUUACGAACGCUUACCGCUACCAACGACGGGCGUGGCUGAAGACCAUUGAGCAGUAUACUCUCAUCCACCAUUGAGACAAUAGACACUACAGUGUAGGGAAUUCCGACCUGAAUUGAUCCAUACAACGCAUAAAACUUUCUCCAUUGUUGAAUAGGCAUGAAACUGUUAUACAGCAGUAUCAGCUGUUAUAUCUUCCCCAACUACUAAGCGCCACAACCACAACAAAAACAAGGACAACAAAAAAUAAAUAAUAAACUGCAGCAAACGACACACUAAGUUUACGAAACAACA
Messenger RNA from Anopheles merus, 6250 nucleotides. Its product is annotated as rho guanine nucleotide exchange factor 10-like. The coding region runs from base 1248 to 4007 and encodes 919 amino acids. The transcript is spliced from 6 exons. Gene Ontology annotation, molecular function: guanyl-nucleotide exchange factor activity. Gene Ontology annotation, biological process: positive regulation of stress fiber assembly; actin cytoskeleton organization. NCBI's taxonomy places the organism in Eukaryota, Metazoa, Arthropoda, Insecta, Diptera, Culicidae. The record is from RefSeq and is a predicted model, not a curated record.